Vidua macroura (Pin-tailed whydah) is the source of this 2743-nucleotide messenger RNA. RefSeq names its product WW domain-binding protein 11-like. Gene Ontology annotation, molecular function: integrin binding. The record is from RefSeq and is a predicted model, not a curated record. Gene Ontology annotation, biological process: cell adhesion. The transcript is spliced from 7 exons. Bases 1 to 2142 code for a protein of 713 amino acids. Lineage: Eukaryota; Metazoa; Chordata; Aves; Passeriformes; Viduidae.
AUGGCAGGAGGAGGCUCCCGGCAUUCCCGAAAUUCCAGCGACAAGGACAAUCCCGGGGAGCGGCGGUGGCGCGGCUUUCACCUCCGCAGCGGGGUCGUGACACCCCUCCGUUGUCGCGACAAUUGUCACCGGCCUCUCCUCCUCCUCUGCAGCCGGCCCGGUGGCCCGGAGGUGACAGGAGGGAGGGUGGCAGCGCUGGGUGCCACCACCGGGGGAGGGAAACGCCGGGAUGGGGACACCCCUCGAGGCCCGGCGGGUCCCGGCGCGAAGUCCCCGCAGCCCCGGAAAUUCCCCGGGGGCGGGGACGGGCCCGGGGAUAAAAGCAGCGAGCGCCCCGAGCGGGGCGGGCCGGGAGGCGGCGGACGGACAGACGGAGUGACCGAGGGACGGACACGGCGACGGGUGCGCAUCCCAGAGCCAACACCGAGACCCCGACCCGGACGGAGCCGGGAAGAGCCGCAAGGGACGCGUCCCGGAGAGCCCGAACCGAGCCACACCGGAGAGCCCGAACCGACCCACACCGGAGAGCCCGAACCGACCCACACCGGAGAGCCCGAACCGACCCACACCGGAGAGCACGAACCGACCCACACCGGGGAGCCCGAACCGACCCACACCGGGGAGCCCGAACCGAGCCACACCGGAGAGCCCGAACCGACCCACACCGGAGAGCCUGAACCGACCCACACCGGAGAGCCUGAACCGACCCACACCGGGGAGCCCGAACCGACCCACACCGGGGAGCACGAACCGAGCCACACCGGAGAGCCCGAACCGACCCACACCGGGGUCCGGACCCGCACCGGAUCCAGCCCAGGGACCCUGAACCCACCGACCCCAAAGACCUUGAACCCACCGACCCCAGGGACCCUGAACCCACCGACCCCAGGGACCCUGAGCCCACCGACCCCAAAGACCCUGAACCCACCGACCCCAGAGACCCUGAGCCCACCGACCCCAGAGACCCUGAGCCCACCGACCACCACCGGACCCUCCCCGGUGUUCCCGGCGCAUCCCGGCGCCCCCGCAGGACCGGGAGCCGGUGUCGCCCCCGCAGGACCGGGAGCCGGUGUCCCCUCCGGGAUGGUGGCCCCCGCGCUGCUGGCGCUGGCCCUGGGCACGCUGGGUGUCAUCGCAGCGCCGGCGCUCCCAGAGGCUCCCCGCCUGUCGCUGUCCGCCUCGGACCCCAGGUGGAAGAAGCCGUUCAACGUCACCUGCACCGCGGGGCGCCGCAUCCCCGCCACCGAUUUCACCAUCACCGCCGACAACCGCACGUGGCCGGCCACGCCCGGCCGCGACGGCCGCGGCGCCACCGCCGAGGUCACCGUGGAGCGCGAGGGCAGCGUCCGGCUGGGCUGCUCCGCCCGCCUGGGCGGCGCGGAGAUCCACGCCAACGCCACGCUCCAGGUGUACCAUCUCCCCGUGCCGCUGCUGGACGUCGCCGACGCCGCCGCGGCCGGCGCGGAGCUGAGCGGGCGCUGCUCGGUGCCGGACGGUGCCGGCAGCGACGCCCGGGUGCGGGUGCGGGCCCGGGGACGGGAUCUGGGGGAAUCGAGGCGGCCCCCGGUGAAUUUCAGCGUGCCGGUGCGGGAGGAGGACGCGGAGAAGGGGCUGGAGCUGGCCUGCGUGGCCGAGAUGCCGCCCUUCGCCGCGAGGAACAGAUCGCAGACGAUCCGCGUGCUGGCCAAACCACGGCUGGACACGGAGAGCUGCCCCCCGCAGCAGAACUGGACGGAGGGGCAGGAGGAGACCCUGAACUGCAGCGCCAGGGGCUCGCCUCGGCCGCAGGUGAGAUGUUCCAAGGACGGGAAUUCCUUCCCCCUCGGAACGGCGCGCCGCGCCCACCGCGCCCACGCCGGGACCUACCUGUGCCAGGCCACCAACGAGCUGGGGACGGCCGAGAGAGAAGUCACCGUCUGGGUCCACUACGACGACUCGGUCCCGCUGCUCCCGGUGCUCCUGGGGGUGCUGCUGCCGGCGCUCGCCCUCCUGGGCCUGGCCGGCGCCUUCUUCCUCCACCGCCACAGCACCAAAAUCGGCGAGUACUGGCUCUGGAAGCGGCAGCCGCCGCCGGACGCCCGGCCCCUGCGGCCACCGGGCAGCUCCCAGGCCGCUGCGGCCGCUCCCAACGGAGCCCCGUAGCCGGGGAGAGGCCGUGGAGGGGCCGGGACCCCCGGCCCGUCCCUUCCACCGCGGCCACCGAGGGGACGGCGACAGCGGGGACCGACCGCGGCGGAUGCGGCUCCCGGACUGGGAUGGACUGGGAUGGACUGGGAUGGACUGGGAUGGGCUGGGAUGGGCUGGGAUGGUGACGUCCAGCCGGGCCCUGGCGUGGAUCUCCGGGGUUCGCUCCGGAUUUUUUAUCCCUCGAGUGUUUUUUUGUUUUUUUUUUUUUGGGAUGGAUUUGGUGACUUUUGGAGGUCUCGGAGCUCCGGGCGAGGAGCAUCGGGGUGGUUUUUUGUUUUGUUUUUUUUUUUUUGGGGAUGGAUUUGGUGACUUUUGGAGGUCUCGGAGCUCCGGGUGGGGAGCAUCGGGGUGGUUUUUUGUUUUUUUUUUUUUUUUUUUGGGAUGGAUUUGGUGACUUUUGGAGGUCUCGGAGCUCCGGGCGGGGAGCAUCGGGGUUGAAUCCCGGGCACUUCGGUGCUGGCGGGAGGACAAGGAGCCAGGAGGGAGGGGACAGGCAGGUGACAGUGACACGUCCCACCAAUAAACGCUGCAGGUGACAUCCACUGGGGACAGGACA